This is a messenger RNA of Erythranthe guttata (spotted monkey flower), 960 nucleotides long. The record is from RefSeq and is a predicted model, not a curated record. Lineage: Eukaryota; Viridiplantae; Streptophyta; Magnoliopsida; Lamiales; Phrymaceae.
AUGCGGAAGGAUAGGAGUUGGGUUUUGCUAGAUGAUCAUCGAUUAGACGCAUUUCAAAAUGGUUGUUUAGAAUUUCUCAACUUUGCUUUCGAUAAGGCGGCCAUUGAUGACAAAAUAAGGUGUCCAUAUAGAGACUGCAAAUGUCGAAAAGUCGGGGAUCGUGAAUUCGUUCAUGAGCAUUUACUUUGGAGGGGCUGGGAUAAAUCCUAUGGCGAAGGACAAUGGGUAAUGCAUUUGGAGUCUGAUGAAGAGUACCGUCCGGAUCUUUGCGAAGUACCCGAAGAAGAAGCUAGUGAAGUAGGGGGGUUUGGUGCUGUACAUGUGAAUGAAGACGAUGACAUGAGUGCCGAUAUUAAUCCCACAAUGGAUGAAUUAUUGCAAGCAUGUCUCAAUCCUACUCAACAUGCCCUAGGUGAAGAGUCCAGCUCAGAAAGUGAUGAUCGCCGCAAACUCAUUGAAGAGUGGUGUAUCCCCUUAUAUGAAGGUUGCACAGAUAAUUCUAAACUUUCCUUCAUGAUGGAUUUUUACAAAAUCAAAUCUCGGGGUAAAAUGAGUGAUAAGACAUUUUCAGAAACCCUCCAACUUAUGAAAAAGAUUCCUUCCCUAAAUAUUCCCGAUUCUUCCUAUGAAGUUAAGAAGCUUAUCGGGAAGUUGGGAUGCGGUUAUGUCAAAAUUGAUGCAUGUGAGAAUGAUUGUAUGUUGUUCUGGAAGAAUGACAAAGACUUGGACAAAUGCAAAGUGUGUAAUGUUUCAAGAUGGAAGAGUCCCACAAAAAAUGAACCAAGUUGUUCAACCUCUCAUCACAAAAGAGUACCUAAGAAAGUUCCCCGACACUUCCCGUUAAUUCCUAGACUCAGACGUUUGUUCAUAUGUGAGAAAACAUCAAUUCAUAAGAGAUGGCAUGCUGAGUCUCGGUGUAACGAUGGUUGUUUAAGGCACCCUGCCGAUUCUGAUGGCUGA